AGACGACCUUUGGGAUCGCACAGAGUUUCCAAAAUGGCGGCGCCGUUGGCGGUAAUUUCAGUUGCUAGUUUAUGGGGGCCCUACAAAGACCUUUGGCAGACUGUGGUUAAUGCAAUAUGGAAAAGACAGCCAGAAGCGAUACACCUUCUUGAUCAGGUUUUAAAGAAACACAAACCUGAUUUUAUAUCACUCUUCAGAAAUCCGCCAAAAAAUGCUCAACAGCAUGAAAAGAUUCAGAAAGCAAGUACUGAAGGAGUCGCUAUCCAGGGCCAACAGGGAACUAGACUAUUACCAGAGCAGCUCAUCAGAGAGGCCUUUAUUCUAAGCAAUCUUUUUGAUAUUGGGGAACUGGCAGCUGUGGAACUCCUCCUGGCUGGAGAGCACCAGCAGCCUUAUUUUCCUGGCCUAACAAGGGGCUUAGUGGCUGUUCUCUUAUACUGGGACGGGAAAAGAUGUAUUGCAAAUUCUUUGCGAACGCUUAUCCAGUCUCGGCGAGGCAAGACAUGGACAUUGGAGCUCAGUCCUGAGCUGGUAUCUAUAACAACACAUUUCACAGAUGAGCUGAUGGAGCAGGGUUUAACUCACAAAAUUCUAACUUUGGUGUCUCAAAUUGAUCUGAAUACUGAGUUUGAGAAAUUGCAAAGAGAGCGGGGGCUUGGCAGUGAGAAACACCGCAAGGAGGUUGCUGAUCUCAUCAAGGAGUGUCGACUGUCAUUGGCAGAGAGCCUGUUUGUUUGGACUUGUCAGUCACCACUGAGCAGGGAUGAUACUUUAAUCCUUAUUACUUACUUAGAGAAAGUGACUGUGGAAGCUGAUGGCUCAUUAGACAAUGUGAACUUGGCAUUGCUCAUGGCUCUUCUCUACAGCUUUGAUGUUGGCUGUGUAGAACAGGGCGCUGAAGAUCGAGAAGAGCUGAUGCAGUUGCCACUGCUCACAGACAGACAAUACAUAGCCGCAGUCCACACACGCCUUCAGGAAUCUCAGCCUUGGAAGCUACCAGGACUUCAGGCUACUGUUAGAUUAGCCUGGGCUCUUGCAUUGCGUGGAAUUUCACAGCUCUCUGAUGUGACAGCAUUUGCAGAAUUCACUGAGGCAGAUGAAGCAAUGGCGGAGUUAGCAAUUGCAGACAAUGUUUUUCUGUUCCUUACUGAAUCUGUGAUGAGAGCUGAAAACUUUUACCAGGAGGAAUUUUACAUACGCAGAAUCCAUGAUCUUAUCACAGGCUUUCUUGCUGUCAUGCCAAUGAAAGUGAAACAGUUGCGGAACCGAGCUGAUGAAGACGCUCGCAUGAUCCACAUGAGCAUACAGAUGGGUAAUGAACCACCUCUUCCUCUUAGACGGGAUCUGGAGCACCUGAUGCUUUCAAUUGCUGAGUUGUACAAGAAGGAUCCCUUUAAUCUGGAACUUGCUCUUGAGUACUGGUGUCCUUCAGAGCCUCUGCAGAGCUCCGCUAUCAUGGGAUCCUAUAUUGGGAUAACUCAUCAGAGACCACCUCAGCGUCAGGUUGUUUUGUCUAAAUUUGUUAGGCAAAUGGGUGACCUCCUUCCAUCCACAAUUUACAUUCCUUAUCUGAAAAUGCUCCAAGGAUUGGCCAGUGGACCCCAGUGUGCUCAUUACUGCUUUACUUUGCUGAAGGUUAAUGGCAGCAGCCAUGCUGAAAACAUCCAAGGAGCAGGUGGCAGUCCUGUCUCCUGGGAGCAUUUCUUCCACUCUUUGAUGCUGUAUCAUGAACACUUAAGGAAGGAUUUGCCAAGCGCAGAUAGCAUUCAGUACCGUCACCUCCCUCUCAGAGGUAUCACCCAGAAGGAACAAGAUGGAUUGAUUGCCUUUCUGGAGCUUACAAGUACUAUAGUGAAAUGGAGUGAGAAUGCUCGCUUGGCUCUGUGUGAACAUCCUCAGUGGACACCAGUGGUAGUCAUUUUGGGCCUUCUGCAGUGUAGCAUCCCUCCCAUCUUGAAGGCAAAGUUAUUAGAUACUCUUACAAGUUUUGGGAAAUCUCCUGAAAUUGCUGCUUCCCUCUGGCAAUCCUUAGAGUAUACACAGGUACUGCAGACUGUAAGAGUUCCAAGUCAGAGGCAAGCAAUUGGUAUUGAGGUUGAAUUGAAUGAGAUUGAAUCCCGUUGUGAGGAAUAUCCUUUAACUAUAGCCUUCUGCCGGUUCAUUAGCACACUGGUAGAAAGCUCAUUUCCUUCUAACCUGGGGGCUGGAUUGCGUCCUCCAGGCUUUGAUCCCUAUCUGCAAUUUUUGAGAGACUCUGUGUUUCUUCGUUUUCGUACAAGAGCCUACCGUAGAGCUGCUGAAAAGUGGGAAGUAGCUGAGGCUGUUCUGGAGGUGUUUUACAAAUUGCUGAGAGAUUAUGAACCUCAGCUUGAAGAUUUUGUGGACCAAUAUCUGGAGUUACAAGGAGAAGAAGUCAUAGCGUAUAAACCACCUGGAUUUAAUCUGAUGUAUCAUCUACUGAAUGAAUCACCAAUGCUGGAACUGUGUCUCAGCCUGCUGGAAGAAGGGGUUAAACAACUAGAUACAUAUGCCCCUUUCCCUGGAAAGAAGCACUUAGAGAAAUCAGUACAGUACUGCCUUGGGCUGCUUAAUCUGACUCUACAGAAAGAGAAUGUCUUCAUGAACUACUUAAGGGAAAGCCAUCUGUCCCUGAUUGUUGCAUCUCUAGAGCAACUGCUGCAAGGAAUCAACCCUCGAACUAAAAAGGCAGACCAUGUGGUCAAUAUUGCCAGGUACCUCUAUCAUGGCACUACCAAUCCUGAGCUGGCUUUCGAAAGUUCUAGGAUCCUGUGUUGCAUUUCUUGCAGUGCUAACAUUCAGGUCAAACUAAUUGGAGACUUCACACAAGACCAGAGUAUUAGCCAGAAAUUGAUGGCUGGGUUUGUGGAGUGUUUGGACAGUGAAACUGCAGAAGAAAUCAUUAAUCCUGUGGAAGAACUUGAACCUGAAAGAAAGCGAGUCCAGAUCUACCAUGAAACAAGGAUCAACAUCUUGAACCUUCUAAUCACUUCUCUGGAGUGCAGCCCACCCAAUCUGGCAUUGUAUCUUCUGGGUUAUGAACUCAAGAAGCCUGUCAGCACCACAAACUUGCAAGAUGCAGGUGUUUUAGGUUGCCCUCGUACUUGUCUUCAUGCAAUAUUGAACAUACUGGAAAAAGGUUCUAAAACCAGGUCUGGUCCCACAGCAGUUCAAGAAUCUCCUCAUCUGGCAGAGCUGUGUUAUCAGAUGAUUUAUCAGUUGUGUGCCUGCUCUGAUACUUCGGGACCAACCAUGAGAUAUUUAAGGACCAGCCAGGAUUUCUUAUUCUCUCAGUUACAGCAUUUACCAUUUUCUGUUAAAGAGCAUGAGAUUCCAGCCUUGAAUCAGAUGUCAUGGUUAAUGAAGACUGCAUCUAUAGAACUGCGUGUAACAUCCCUGAACCGCCAGCGUUCUCACACACACAGACUCCUGCACCUCCUCUUAGAUGACAUGCCAGUGAAACAUUACUUAGCUGAAGGUGAAGGAGGAACAGAAGAUGAAAGUCGGUCUGUCACUGGCUUUCUUCACUUUGACACUGCUUCUAAAGUACGCAGGAAGAUCUUGAGCAUCCUGGACUCAAUUGACUUUAGUCAGGAGAUCCCAGAACCUUUGCAACUGGAUUUUUUUGACCGGGCUCAAAUUGAGCAAGUCAUUGCCAAUUGUGAGAACAAGAGUGCACGUGGGCCAGUCAUCUGCAACGUCAAGCAUGUUCACAAAGUUCUGAUUGCUGAAGUUAAUGCCUUGCAAGGAAUGGCAGCCCUUGGACAGAGACCUUUGCUCAUGGAGGAAAUCAACACAAUUCUUCAAUAUGUUGUGGAACGGAAUAAGCUUCUUCAGUGUCUCUAUGCGAAGCGACAUGCUCUGGAGUCUUGGAGGCAGCUGGUGGAAAUCAUAUUGACUGCCUGCCCACAGGACCUUAUUCAGCCUGAAGAAAGGCAGCUCAUUAUUCGUGACCUCUUACAAGAUGUGCAUGACAAAAUCCUGGAUGAUGACGCUGCUCAGGAAUUAAUGCCUGUUGUGGCAGGAGCUGUGUUCACUUUGACUGCCCACCUAAGUCAGUCUGUGCGAACAGAGCAAAAGCAACUGCUGGCUGAACCUAUACCUGGACACUCUCAGUUUGUCUUGAUGCUGGACGGUUCUUUCACAUCACCACUUGGCUCUGAAGGCAUGGCUGUGGGAUUCGCUUCCAUUGGAGAUUCUUCUCUCCAUAUCAUCUUGAAAAAAAUUCUGGAUUUUAUACUGAAAACAGGUGGUGGGUUCCAGCGGGUGAGAACACAUCUGUAUGGAUCACUGCUCUACUAUUUACAGAUUGCUCAGAGACCAGAUGAACCAGACACUUUGGAAGCAGCCAAGAAGACUAUGUGGGAGCGUCUAACAGCACCUGAAGAUGCUUUCAGUAAAUUGCAGCGAGAAAAUAUGGCAAUUAUUGAAAGCUAUGGUUCUGCCCUCAUGGAGGUUGUUUGCCGAGAUGCCUGUGACGGCCAUGAGAUAGGGCGGAUGCUUGCUCUGGCCUUACUUGAUCGCAUUGUCUCUGUGGAUAAGCAGCAACAGUGGCUGGUGUAUCUCUCCAACAGUGGCUACCUGAAAGUGCUUGUGGACAGCCUAGCAGAUGAUGACCUUAAGCUACAAAGCUUGCUUACACCCCAGCCUCCUCUCCUGAAAGCACUGUACACCUAUGAGUCAAAAAUGGCAUUCCUAACGAAAGUGGCCAAAAUACAGCAGGGAGCACUGGAGUUGCUAAGAUCUGGUGUGAUUGUGAGGCUUGCACAGUGUCGAGUGUAUGAUAUGCGACCCGAAACAGAUCAGCAGGGAAUAUUUGGAAUGAGAGAAUCUCCAGUCUUCUAUCCUGCCCCUGUAGAGCGUUAUCGCCAGAUUCUUCUGCCGGCUCUGCAGCUGUGCCAGGUGAUUCUCACAUCUAGUGUGACACAGCACAUGCAAGCUGCAGGACAGGUGUUACAGUUUCUGAUAUCCCAUUCAGACACAAUCCAGGCAAUUUUGCGGUGUCAGGAAGUUAGUGCAGGAUCCUUUCAAGAACUGGCCUUAUUGACUGGAAUAAUCAGCAAAGCUGCUCUGCCUGGUGUGUUAGAUGACUUGGAUAUUGAUAUUAAUGAAGGGAUGCAGAUUGAAUUACAAGGACAUAUAGGACGGUUUCAGCGCCAGUGCUUGGGCCUUCUGACACGGUUUAGUGGCUCAGAUAGACUUCGUCAGUUUAAGUUACAAGAUGAUCAUGCAGAAGGAGACAGAGUGAAUAAGAGGGAUGAAAUGGAGCUGGCUAUGCAACAGAUUUGUGCCAAUGUGAUGCAGUACUGUCAGUCACUUAUGGUAAAGAAUGCCCCUGCUUUUGAGCACACCAUUUGCCUGUUCACUCCCAGCCUUUCUGAGUCCAUCAAUCGAGACGGACCUCGGCAAGACACACAGGCUCCAGCAAUCCAGUAUUGGCGUCUGCCUGGCCUGGGCAUAAUUGUCUAUCUAUUAAAACAGAGUGCUAAUGACUUCUUCAGUUACUAUGAUAGCCACCGUCAGAGUGUUAGCAAGCUGCAAAAUGUGGAGCAACUACCACCAGAUGAAAUAAAAGAGCUCUGCCAGUCGGUUUUGCUUGCUGGAGUAGACAAAAUUUCAACUGCCCAAAAAUAUAUUGUGGCAAGACGGCGUUUGGUGAAGCUAAUAAACAAUCGAGCCAAGUUGCUUUCACUGUGUUGCUAUAUUAUAGAAAUAUGCCUUUUUAUUCUUUGGCGACACCUGGAGCACUAUCUGCUGUAUUGCACCCCAGCUGAUUCCCAAGAUUCUCUUUUAGCCUCCAGAAUUCCAUCAAAGAGCAGAAAAAUACAAGAUUCCUUCAGUUCAGAUCCUAACUUGGAUUUUAGAAGUGGGUUGAGUAGAGUAAGCCAACAUGAUAUUGAUCAGCUUCAGAUUGAAGCCACCAACAGUUUUGGGGAAUCACUUCAGAAGAAACUCCUUGACAUCGAAGGCCUGUAUUCAAAGGUUCGGUCACGCUACACUUUCAUUCAAGCACUUGUUAGACGCAUCCGUGGUCUGCUAAGGAUAUCAAGGACGUAAAGAACUUCUUGUUUGUGCCACUGACAUUCAUAAGCAAAGAAUUGGGACCGCACCGGCAUUUUGUAGGAGUGACAUUUUCUAAAUUAUGGUUGUUAUUUUGUAAUAAUUUUGCAUUCGGUUUUGUGUUUUCUCCUAUUAACUAUGGAGGGGAAAAAUAAAGUUUUUUAAUGAUAGUAUUUCAGCACAAAAAUAAAACAAUUAUUACUGAAGUGGGAUAAACUUGCAACAACUUU
This is a messenger RNA of Gekko japonicus, 6308 nucleotides long. RefSeq names its product nucleoporin 205kDa (gene NUP205). Gene Ontology annotation, cellular component: nuclear pore; nuclear pore inner ring. Gene Ontology annotation, molecular function: structural constituent of nuclear pore. The coding region runs from base 34 to 6075 and encodes 2013 amino acids. The transcript has 43 exons. The record is from RefSeq and is a predicted model, not a curated record. Lineage: Eukaryota; Metazoa; Chordata; Lepidosauria; Squamata; Gekkonidae. Gene Ontology annotation, biological process: nuclear pore organization.